Messenger RNA from Maudiozyma saulgeensis, 3942 nucleotides. The record is from the annotation of a GenBank genome assembly. NCBI's taxonomy places the organism in Eukaryota, Fungi, Ascomycota, Saccharomycetes, Saccharomycetales, Saccharomycetaceae.
AUGAAAAGGGUAGAAUCUACGAUAUCUACUACAUCCACCACACCCAGUGUAUUGUCUCAGAAUAAUCCCGAUCUUCCUUCUGUGAAAGAUCUAUAUUCACCAACAGUUAGCCCUGAAGAUCUAUAUUCCUAUUCGUUAAAACUAUUAAUUUUAGAGUACAUCAAUGAGCCAAGGUUCCGAGUCUCAAAGUCUGGUAGUCUUAAUCAAAGGCAACAUUUGUAUACACGACCCGGUGAUAUGAACAAUGGGAGAAUCACAAGAUUGGGCUCUGGAGGGAAUGAUAUAAUAAAGGAAGAUAAGAAUGACGAUGGUACUGCUUUAAUGGUAUUAAAGAAGAAACUAGAGUCAUAUUUGAAUAAAGUUACAAUCAAUCAAAUUAGCAUAUCGAACCAGAAUUAUAGAAGAAGUUUAAUGAAAUACUACAAUGACUAUUACUUAAACCCAACCCUUCGGAAAACUAUGAACGAAAUAAAAAGGCCAGAAGAUAUGAUAGUGUAUUUUUCUAAGACAGCUAGUAGUCAACUUACAAAAUUUCAAUCAGGAAAUUUUCAGAAUGAAUUGUAUGGUCAAAUCUCAAAGUUUAUCUUUUUACUUAUUGAGCUUGCGAACGCUUCAAAAGCUUCAUCACUCUUUAUUGCCAGAUUAAACGAUUAUGAAAGCUCUUUGAAAAAUCGAAGUCAGCCAUUGCAUUCUAAAAGAAAUUCUGUAUACCAAACAUCGAAUAAAUUAUCAGUAGAUGAUAAGCCCUAUAUAUCUGGAGCAUCAAAAAACGUACCAACAUUCAGGAUAGAACAAAUUACCCAUUCAUCAUACUUCUCAGAGCUAUUCGGUGUGGACCCGUUGAUACUUCAGCAAGAUAUUGCUAAGAUGUCUAAACUCGUCAGUAAUGAUCAAUACUGUAGAGAAUUAAGACAGUUGCAUACAUCUAUUAAAAAUGAUGAAGGGCCUCUCAGGAACACAGAAUUUUCGAGUGAUGAUGAUUAUGAAUCAUGGAAGUUAUAUCUAUUGAAUGAGAUGGUAAUAGUGUUUGAAAAAUAUGAGAGUCGAUCUGUUAAUGCAGGUAAGAGUUCUGAAACUUUCAACAUUCUUCCAAAAAAUCCUAGAGAUGUCUUCACAGCCCUGAUGGUCAAAGUAUUUGAAAAGGACUGCAAUUACCAAUCCACAUCUUUAAACCUCACACAAGAUGCUUUAUUCUUCCUUUCCAAAUUUUCGAAAUAUUGGAUGGUAGAUUAUUAUUCAACCUUGGCAUCCAUAAUUUAUACAUCAAUGAAUUUGACUGUUCUGGGGGAUGAGGAAAUAAAUAUACCUCUUACAGAGAACCUUUUUAGUAUGAUUGAUCUUAAAAUACUGAAUAGAGAUAUUUAUAAGAAUACGUCCAUUUGGAACGACAGAGAUCAAAAACAGUGGAUAAUUAAUAUGUUACAAACCGAAAAGCGAUGCAUGAAUUCGUUGGAUAAUCUUUUGUCAGGGUUAUUCUCUAAUACGAAACCAAAGUUUUCUCCAGUUUUAUCGUUUUACUAUUCUCAAGUCGAAAUAGACCCAGCAAUUCUGAUGUUUAAGAAGUAUACUCAUUUCACAAAUAAAAAUGAUAUUAGGCGACUAAAGAAAACUAUUUUCAAAUCUGCAGAAUUAUACUACAUUUCAUUGUUAGAUACUAUUCCUAAAGAUAAAGGUCUCGAAAUUCAACAUAUUCAAGAUGUUGGGGAAAAAAUUCUUCAAUGCAUCAAGGAUAUACAAAAGCGAUAUACCAAACCACUACUUGAUAAAAUUAAUAUAUCGUUUAUUGCCGCAGAUAUGUUAAUAGCAGCAUACGCAACUGAUUUCCCAUCGAUGAUGAAGAGAGUUGAAAAAUAUUACAAAAUAAAUAAUGACGAAUCCAUCGCUCCUGUCAAUGCAUUAGAACUGUAUAGUUUACUAAAGGAGUUAAGAGAUGUUUACAUGCAAGUACAAUCAAAACAUCGAUUUCCAUUUGAUUUAGAAAGUAUGUUCUAUAAAUACAUGCGUAACAUUACUAAAGAGAUUACGAAAAAUGUUAAGAGUGUGAUAAUUACUUCUUUAAAAAAUGAACGCUGGCAGAGAAUUAAUGAUAAAACACCAUUCAGUCAUUCAGUGCUUGAUAUAUUUAAAAUGGUGAACGAGUCCAUAGAUCUUAUAAAUAAUUUGGGUUGGGAAAAUUUUUAUCAGUUGGCCACUACGUUUACAUUAAUUCUGAAGGCAUUUUCUGAUGAUAUUAAGAUUUAUUCACAAAGCACUUUGAAGUUAAUUCAAACAGACUUACGGCAAUCGAGUUUUAAUGCGUUAAAAAAAGCUAUGGAAGAUCACACUUUAGAGGAUCGUAUUAUGGGAUCUGAUGUUAAGGAUAAGAAAAAAUGGACUUUUCAUGAAAUGAAGAAAGCUUUGAAAUCAGAACCUGAAAAAAGGGCCAUACCACCCGCAUUUGAAUAUAGGGAAGGGACCUGCGUAAUGUUAAAUGAUCUUGAAACAAUGAUAAAAAUGGUAAACGAACUGGAUGAAAAGAUCGGACCAGAGACUAUUUCGCAAGAAAUCGAAAAGGGAAAGGCAUCUAGUGGAUUGAAAGAUAAAAAACUUAUGGAUUUGGAAGAACCUUUAAAACAAGUAUAUUCCGUUAGAGUUGUUGAAGCUAAAGAUAUAAGGGGCUAUGGUAAAGAUGGGACGUCAAACGCAUCUGUGUCCUUAAGAUGCAGCACAAAGCAGCGAGAAUCGGGAAUGACGGGUGUGGUUCCAAAAACGACCAAUCCGGUUUGGGAUGAAGAAUUUGAAAUUGAUCUUCCAUUCAAUAGUACCUCAAAUCUUACUUUUAACGUUUGGCACCACUCUUCGAGUAGAUUAAAAGCCUUCACUGGAGAUGAUAUUUGUGGUAGAGCAACUUUGAUAUUAGACCCUAAGCAUUUUACGGAUGAUGGUUUCCCAAAUAGUCGUACGUUGGACUUAGACACGCAAGGGCAAUUAUUUGUUCAAAUUUCUUUAGAGACUGAAAAAUAUGAUGCGCUGUUUUCUUUUGGAAGAUCAUAUAGAUUCUUAUCGAGAAGUAGGGAUAGGGCAGUUGAAUUAGUCGUUGGUAAAUUUUCUUCUUAUGUUGCAUAUUCAAUUUCAAGGCAAACUCUACAAAGCAUAUGUGGUAAUGCACAGCACCUUCAUCCCACUGAUGAUAAUAUUUAUGACGCAAUUGUACCUUUAUUCGAUUACCUAAACUCCAAUUUAACAAUAUUGGCGACACAAUUAACAGAUGAAUUAUUGAUUAUGGUUAUGUUAAAAGCUUGGUUUAGUAUUUUAAAGACUGCGGAUAAUCUUCUUCUACCUCAGUUAUCUAUUGCGAAGAACAAAUUAGCCUUGACCAAAAAUUCCAUAUGGAAACAUGAUACUGCCACUCUACCUGGCUAUGGUAGAGCAUUGACUAUUAAAGAAGUAGAAAUAGUUUUUAAUUGGUUGGAUGCUCUAUGUAUUGAUUUCUUUUACAAUAAUGGUGAAGGACCUCCUUUGCAAGAUUUGAAAAACAAGGAUUAUCAAAAGUUAUUACUUAUUCCUGCAUUUUACGAUAAGAGUUCGAUAGAACUGAAAAAAGAGGUUCAAAGAUUAACACCGUCAUAUUACAAAUAUAUUGAAAAGAAAUACCGUGAUAAUAACCCUAAUAUUGUAGUAAGCAGAAAGCUAACCUCGGUUGAAAGACGUAAAACGAUAAUGAAAGACAGUUUCCGAAAGACAAGAGAACAAUUGGAUAGGGAAGCUCCGGACGGUUCCAUUGAUACAUUAGAGCGUGAUUCAGAACUUUUAGAUAUUAUACUUCGAAUUCUUAUUGCUAAAAACGAAACAGAUUUUGUUUACCAACAUUUACAUGAGAGAAAAUUAAAAAGAAAGGUGAUAGCAAUCACCUCUAUUGCAGACAAGGUUUCAAAAGGUCAUAGAGUCAAAUACAAGAAAUGA